AUGGCGAACACAAUCUUUUCCAAGCCGAAGACUCAGAGGGGCAUGAUACCAAAGCUGCGCUCUAAGCUGCGGCUGCGAAUGGGAGACGCAAACAACCGCCAUAUCCGCAGGCCUGCUGCGGGCGAUUACCCCCUUCAGAGCAUAAAAGAGAAGCUGCUAGAGCUCGAGCCGUUACCCACUUCUGCGCUCUAUGCCGAACUUGUGGAGGCGCAGGAGACGCUUGACGCUCUUGUCUGCCUGCCCGUUCUCGAAUAUGACGAUCCUCCACAUGGGUCAAAGGAGGACCAGGAGCGUCAGGACCGGUCGUCGAUGAAGCGGCAGACGAGCGCUCUGGCGACACUUCGCCGCCGGCUGGGGAAUUGCUUUGCCAGGCUGUAG
Molecule: messenger RNA, 378 nt
Organism: Dacryopinax primogenitus
Lineage: Eukaryota; Fungi; Basidiomycota; Dacrymycetes; Dacrymycetales; Dacrymycetaceae
Exons: 3
Coding region: 1-378 (125 amino acids)
Source: RefSeq, a predicted model, not a curated record